AUGGAUUCUACAUUAGACAACGAAGAAGUAUUACGACUUCAAAUUAACUCUUAUGAUGUAUAUCAUGUUGAACCUUCACCAUGUUUAGACGGUUGUAAAACGAUGACACAGUCAGAGACCCAAUUACCAAAAAAGCCUAAACCAUUUAAUCAAGUUCCAAUAAUUAGAAUUUAUGGUUGUUUGCCAUCAGGAUAUACUGUACUAUUACACAUACACGGUAUUUUCCCUUAUUUUUAUAUAAAUUAUAACGGGACUUCAAAAGAUUCAAUAGAUACUAUAAACUUUAACUGUGAAUUACUUCACAAUUUACUAGAGAAAAAAGCAGAUUCUCUUUUUGCAUUUAAAAAUAGGGAAAACAGUAAUGGUAUAUUAAUGGAUAGUUACAACUAUAUUGCAAAUGUUGAAGUUGUUAAAGGUAUUAAAUUUUAUGGUUACCAUACCAAAUUCAGUUGCUUUUAUAAGAUUAGUUUGUUAAACGAAAAGAUCUCUAAUAAGGUACAAGACAUAUUAAGAUCUGGUCAAAUCAUGGACUUUAACUUUGACAUUUAUGAAGGUCAUAUUCCUUUUUUUACACAAUUUUGUGUUGAUUACAAUUUAUAUGGCUGCUCCUGGAUUAAAUUGAAAAACUUUUUUUUUAGGGAUCCAAUUAUUAAUAAUUUAAAUGGUAUGAACGCACUAUGGGAUGCUGAUAAUUCUUUGGAGAAAAAAUUUUCUAAUAUGAACAACCAUAUUUUACCAAGGGCUGACUAUCCAAGAAUGGGGCGUACACUAUUAGAAAUUGAUAUUUUGCCUCAAUUUAUACUUAAUAGAGAAAAACUGGAAUUUAUUAAUCCAUUAUCUGACAAAAAUACUUCUUUGCAUGUUACAUCUACAAGUGAAAUUUGGCAAAACAUUCAAUUGAAAAGAAGCGAAUUAGGACUGCCUGUUUAUACUGCCCAACCUGUUCUGACUAGAAACUCUACAAAUAUUAAAUGGCAAGAUGAUAAAGAUAUAGAACAAUUUUAUCAACAAGCCAAGCGGAAAAUGGCGGAUGGUGCUUCCAAAUUAAAAAGCUAUGCCAAUGUAUCAAAUGCCAAUAUGUUGAAUUUUUUACCGAUGGAAAAUGAGGUGAUUUCCAGUUUAUGGCCAGAAUGUACGGAAAAAAGGUUGGAUAAACUGUUUAUAAAUCAACAAUAUCCUAAUACUGUAGACCACAAAAUUGUGGAUGAAACAAAUUAUAAUAAUGUACCAGAUAAUCAGUUAUCUCAAGAUUUAAUUAAAAAUGAGUCUGAAACAAUCGACAAUCGUUCCUCAUCAAUGUCUCAUGAAUUUUCAUUAAUACAAAAUUUUCCAAAAAAAAGACAAACUUUAAGUUUUACGAAAACUUUAUUAAAAAGACCUAAGAUUUCUAAUGAUUAUUCUGGUUUAACUGUGUACAAUAAGAAACAUACUUACUGCUACGAGGCGGAAGAAUUUGAAUUAAAAUUCUUUGAAAUGAAUAAAGAUUUAGAAAGUAUGGCAAUUCCCGUCAUUGCUUACCACGAUCCAUAUUUUUCCAAUCCGAAAGAUUUAGAGGAGGGCAAAAUUUUCUCAUAUGCCGAUAGAAUUUUUAAAAUUAAUUCUAAUCACUUAUCCUGUAGAACACCUGUUAAAUUUCAAAACAUUUUGUUAAAUAUGCCCAAGUGUGAAAGCCGUAUCACGAUGAAUACAUGGGAAUAUAUUCCAGAACCACCCACAUUUGAUGAAGUUAAAAACACCAAUAUUAUUAAAAACUCAAUUACACAAUUUGCGUCUCAAAUUAAGCAUGAAGAAAAUUCGCAGAGAGAAAAAAUAACUAGGAUGUUUGAGCAUAACAAUUAUACUAAGAAAAACCAAAUAUACAACAACUUGACUGCUUUUCACUUAGAAAUACAUGUGAAUACAAGAUAUGCUUUUUACCCAGAUCCCAAACUUGAUUGUAUCAGUGCUAUUUUUUGGAAAUUUACCAAUACAUUAGUGGAUAUCGGUUGUUCAAACGAAGGCAUUUUUAUAUUUGAUAGCAACAUCGAUAUUCUCAAAGGCAAAAUUGCAUCCUUAUUUCCGGACAUUUCGAUUGUUUAUUUUGAUAGUGAACGUGAAAUGCUAACUUCCCUUGGCCAAUUGAUUUUGCUUUUAGAUCCAGAUAUACUUGCAGGUUACGAGAUUCAUCAAAAUUCAUGGGGAUAUGUGAUAGAACGUUGCAAUAUCUGUUUCAAAUUUGAUUUCUGUAGCGAAAUAUCCAGAGUGCAAUAUAAGGCAACGAAUAAAGUUGACGAUCAUUGGGGCUACACACAUGCUUCUGCAAUCUGUAUAGCAGGAAGACAUAUUCUAAAUAUAUGGAGAAUUCUGAGAUCUGAGUUGAAUCUUUCAAAAUAUAAUAUUGAAAACGUUGUUGAUAAUGUAUUAAGUCUUAGAUUACCACAUUAUUCUUUUGAAAAUUUGACCAAAUUUUGGGAGGAUAGAGACACUAAUAAUCAUUCACUAACAGUUGUUAUCAACUAUUGGCUAUGCAGAGUAAGAUUAGACGAUUUGCUAAUAGAUAAGAUUGGGUUUUUGUUUAGAACUGCAGAGCAAGCGAGGCUAAUUGGCAUUGACUUUUAUUCCGUUUUUUACAGAGGCUCACAGUACAAAGUUGAAUCCAUAUUAUUAAGAUUAUGUAAGGCCCAGCAUUAUAUAUUGUUUUCGCCUACAAAGACACAGGUUAUAAAGCAAAAACCUUUAGAAUGUGUACCAUUGGUCAUGGAACCAUUUUCUAGUUUCUAUAAAAGUCCAUUAGUGGUAUUAGAUUUCCAGUCUUUAUAUCCUUCUGUUAUGAUUGCAUAUAACUAUUGUUAUUCUACAAUCCUUGGUAACAUAAGAAAUAUAAAAGAAGAGGGGAAUAAACUUGGUGUUGUAUCUUAUUCCUUGCCAGAAGAUAUUUUUACUGAGCUUAGCAGAGAAGACAUCAACAUAUCACCCAAUGGUAUUGCGUUUGUAAAACCUAAAAUUAGGAAAUCUACCUUGUCCAGCAUGUUAGAAAAUAUAUUAGAAACAAGGAUAAUGGUUAAAAAAACAGCGGAAAGCUCAGGCGGGAAAGAUUGGUCGCUAGAGAGACUAUUAAACAAUAUACAAUUUGGUUUGAAAUUAAUAGCCAAUGUGACAUAUGGAUAUACAUCUGCUUCAUUUUCUGGAAGAAUGCCAUGUUCUGAAAUUGCAGAUAGCAUUGUUCAAACAGGCCGUGAAAUUUUGGAACAUGCAAUAAGAACUAUUGAAAACAAUAAUGAAUGGGGUGCCAAAGUGGUAUAUGGUGAUACUGAUAGUUUGUUUGUGUAUUUACCGGGGAAAACAAGAGAUGAAGCAUUUAAAUGUGGGAGGGAAAUUGCGAAAAAAAUUACUUCCUCGAACUUGGCACCAAUCAGCUUGAAACUUGAAAAAGUUUAUCAUCCAUGCAUAUUAGUUAGUAAAAAAAGAUAUGUAGGAUAUUCAUACCAAAAUGAGGCAGAUUUACUUCCCAAAUUUGAUGCAAAAGGUAUAGAAACUAUUAGAAGGGAUGGUCAUAUGGCACAAAGAAAAAUUAUGAAGGAAAGUUUGAAAAUUUUGUUUGAUACACAGGACCUUUCCCAAGUUAAAGCAUACCUCCAAUCGCAAUUUGCUAAGAUUUUUUCUGGGAAGUUAUCUAUUCGAGAUUUUUGUUUUACAAAAGAAGUUCGGUCUGGGUGUUAUGAGAAUGAGAGUACAAUGCCACCGGGUGCACUUUUGGCAAGGAAUAUUGAAAAAGAGGACCAUAGAAAAAAGUUACAAUAUAAAGAAAGAAUGCCUUAUGUAAUCAUUAAGAAACCAAAGGGAACAAAGUUAAAAGAGAAAUGCAUUACACCUGAAGAUUUUCUACAAAACAUGGGCACAUAUGAACUGGACACUGAUUAUUAUAUUACUAAAACCAUAAUUGGCCCAUUAAACAGACUAUUUAACUUAAUUGGUAUUGAUAUUAAUAACUGGUAUCAAAAUGAGCAGAAUGUUUUUCACAGAAACAGUACCUUUUUAAAUUCAAAAUGGACUAACUUUAAAAGAAACAUUAAUGAAAAUAGUCAAUUAUGUGAUAAAGUUAAAAGUGGGAGACUUAUUAGAAAAUCAUUAUUUGAUACUUUAAAAAGAGAAUAUGAAUUAAAAAGUAUUAAUGAUGUAUGCAGAAAUUGUAUUGCUAAUGUUUAUGAAAGAGACAGCUUAUCUGUAUCACAAGACAGUAUAUCAAAGUGUGAUUCUCAGGAUUGUGCUGUGUAUUAUUCUAGGAUUAAAAUUUUAAAUUGCUUAAAUGAUGAGGAACAUAAAAGAAGGGUUGAUCUUUUGAAAAACCCGAACAAAAUUGAUUGGUAA
Molecule: messenger RNA, 4347 nt
Organism: Saccharomycodes ludwigii
Lineage: Eukaryota; Fungi; Ascomycota; Saccharomycetes; Saccharomycodales; Saccharomycodaceae
Gene: REV3
Product: DNA-directed DNA polymerase
Exons: 1
Coding region: 1-4347 (1448 amino acids)
Biological process (GO): error-prone translesion synthesis; double-strand break repair via homologous recombination
Cellular component (GO): zeta DNA polymerase complex; nucleus
Molecular function (GO): DNA-directed DNA polymerase activity; nucleotide binding; DNA binding
Source: RefSeq, a predicted model, not a curated record